UCUGACCGAGUAUAUAGAAAUUGGUGAAUUGAGUGAGGAUAAGAAGAGAGGGGAAAUGGGUAAGGUUGUGAGGAGUGUAUAUGUUAUGGCAUCGGUGAUGGUGCUUAUGAUGUCGAUAGAAGUGAUGGGGUUGGUGGAGAGGGCUUGUCGGGAUAAGGAUGGUAAAUUAGUACUUAACGCGAGGAAGGCAGGAUGCGGUGGAUUUGGUGCCGGUUGGGGCGGAGGCGGCGGUGCCGGUGCCGGAGGAGGAAUAGGAGCCGGAGGAGGAGUUGGUGGUGGAGAAGGAGGAGUAGAUGGAGGUGGAGGCGGAGGUGGACGUGGAGGCGGCGGUGUCGGAAGAGGCUUCGGUGGCGGUGGAGGAGGAUGUGGUCGUGGAGGCGGAGGCGGCGGUGCCGGUGCCGGAGGAGGAAUAGGAGCUGGCGGAGGAAUCGGUGGUGGUGUCGGAGGAGUAGGAGCUGGUGGAGGAGUUGGCGGUGGUGUUGGAGCCGGAGGAGGAGUAGGUGGAGGUGGAGGCGGCGGUGUCGGAGGAGGCUUCGGUGGAGCUGGCGGAGGAAUUGGCGGUGGUGUCGGAGGAGGAAUAGGUGGUGGGGUUAGAGGCGGCGGUGUUGGAGCCGGAGGAGGAAUUGGUGGCGGUGGUGGAGCCAGAGGAGGAGUGGGUGGCGGAGGUGGUGGUCGCAGAGGAGUCAGAGGUGGUGCAGGUGGUGGAGUCGGUGGAAAUGCUGGUGGGGGUAUAGGAGCAGGUGGUGGCGUUGGAGCGGGAGGAGGAAUUGGCGGUGGAGCCGGUGUUGGUGGUGGUGGAGGACUUGGCACCGGUGGGGGAGUCGGAAUUGGAGGUGGUGUCGGUGCAGGCGGAGGAGUUGGUGGCGGUGCCGGCGGAGGAGUCGUUGCCUUGCGUGCGAUUAUUCGGCCAAUUUCAAAGAGAUGCCCGAAUCAUUUCAAGAAGAGAAGAAGCCAUAUCGUGAACCAAGAUUCUAGAAAGAUUCUGAAGAGGACAAGAACACCACACAGGAACAUUUACAGGAGGAGGACAGCGAAGCCUAUAGAGAGAAGGAUCAACGCUCUGAAGAAGCUAAUCCCGACACGUGAUGAAUCAAUGGAUGUCGAUGAACUCUUGGAAGAAACAGCCAACCAUAUUGUAUCAUUACGACACCGGAUUGAGGUGAUGAAGGUCAUGGUUGUGGCCUUGUCGGGUCCUAACUCCUAA
Molecule: messenger RNA, 1204 nt
Organism: Tarenaya hassleriana
Lineage: Eukaryota; Viridiplantae; Streptophyta; Magnoliopsida; Brassicales; Cleomaceae
Product: glycine-rich cell wall structural protein
Biological process (GO): regulation of DNA-templated transcription
Molecular function (GO): protein dimerization activity
Source: RefSeq, a predicted model, not a curated record